CAUCACUGUACCGAUUGUGCCAUACAUCAUUUGGCAUGGCCAGUGCCACCUGCCUCUUCUGGGGCUGCGGCAACGCCGCCGAGCCAGCGGCCACGAAAUGCACGUUCCACAAGUACCGGCGAAAGUGCGUGGUCGACGACUGCUUCAACCAGGUCUACGCGCGCCUCCGCUGCGUGAGCCACGGCGGCAAGAAGCUCUGCAAGCACCCGCAGUGCGAAACCCCGGCGCGCCGCGGCUGCUUUUGCUCCAAACACACGCUCAAGGUCACGCGCCCGGCCCUUCCAAAGUCCCCGUGCGCUGUCGAGGGUUGUGGCUUGCGGAAGCGCGUCGGCGGCUACUGCUGGCGCCAUCGCAAUCGCGUUGCACCGCCCGCGUCGUUUGCCGACCUCGACGACGACACGCAAGUGCUCGACGACCUCCCGCAGCUUUUCGAGUGGCUUCAAGUCGAGUUUGCUACGGCUUGACACUGUGUACAACCAUUAAACUAUGCUAUUUGAGUCC
Molecule: messenger RNA, 501 nt
Organism: Saprolegnia diclina VS20
Lineage: Eukaryota; Oomycota; Saprolegniomycetes; Saprolegniales; Saprolegniaceae
Exons: 1
Coding region: 36-464 (142 amino acids)
Source: RefSeq, a predicted model, not a curated record